Fundulus heteroclitus (mummichog) is the source of this 531-nucleotide messenger RNA. It is a transcript of the gene cacnb4a, whose product is annotated as calcium channel, voltage-dependent, beta 4a subunit. The transcript has 3 exons. Lineage: Eukaryota; Metazoa; Chordata; Actinopteri; Cyprinodontiformes; Fundulidae. The coding region runs from base 1 to 531 and encodes 176 amino acids. The record is from RefSeq and is a predicted model, not a curated record.
AUGUGUCUGAAAUCCCGAAGCUGUCCUUUGAACGUGAACGCAGCGCAGCUUGUGAUGAGAGAGGAGGAGGAGGAUGGGGAGGAGGAGGAGGAAGGAGGAGCAGGGUUAAAAGGAUCUCUGAUGCCAGUUCUGCUGCAGUGUUGGAUCCAUCCGGGCGCCCAGCACCUGUUCUCCUCUCUUCUGCUGGAGAAGCGACGCAAGCUGGAGCCGGCGGUGCACCGCCCCCCGUCGCCGCCUCCGCCGCCGCCGCCGCCGGAGCAGCCGCAGCCGCAGCAGUUCCAGUGGAGCGGAGCGGAGCGGCAACCUCCGCCUUGGACCGACGAACUGGCGGAGAUGUCCCGGCACAUCUACACCCGACACGGGAUAGGAGAAGGGCUGCAGAAGCCAGUGUUCCAGGGUAACAGAGGGACGUACUCCAGACGCAGUCGCCUGAAGAGGUCAGACGGCAGCACCACAUCCACCAGCUUCAUUCUCAGACAGGUAGGCUACAUCCAGAAGGAGCUGGGUCCAGAGUCUGGGGAGCGCCACUGA